CCACAAGACGUCCCAGGUGACGGAGAUGGUGAAAUGAGUUCCAAAAGGUGCCGAACAGAGGAAACCAAAAUCUGUGAGAAAUGCUGUGCAGAAUUCUUUGAUCUCUCUGAAUUCCUUGAGCAUAAGAAAAAUUGCACUAAAAAUCCACCUGUCCUAAUCAUGAACGACAGUGAGGGAACCGUACCCCCUGAAAGCUUCUCUGAAGCUUCUCUGGGGAGCUUUUCAAGCGAUCGACUGGACAGCAGGACACGCAAGGACGUUCAGGCAAAGGGCUGCACUGGCUCUAUGGAAAAGAGAGAAGGGAAAAUUGAUGCUGAAUCGAUGGGAGGAAUGUAUCUUAAAAUAGAGCCCCCUGUUACACCUGCCGCUCCCGGGCUAAGCUAUUUACCAAAAUCCAAAGUACCUAACACUAAUGUGACUUUGCAGACGAUACGUGGCACUAAAGUGGCUGUGAACCAACGUACCUCUGAUGCCCUCUCUUCCUCAGCAGCCAGUUUUAAUGCCAUUCCGAUGAUCCUCGAGCAGCUUGUGUGUUUGCAGCAGCAGCAACUCCAGCAAAUUCAGCUGACAGAGCAAAUUCGUAUUCAGAUUGCCAUGAUGGCUCCCCAUGCCCUACACCCCUCUAUAGCAGCUGCUGCUGAUCCACUCAAAGCUUUGGGUGCUCAUAUGUCUCAGCAGCUGUCUGCUGCUGUUGCUUUGAUCGGACAAAAAGCUGGGAGCCAGAGCCUAUCACUGGAAUCCUUGAAGCAAGGAAAACUACCUCAUUCUAACACUGGCGUUGCGGCUGCCGGCUCUCUGGCUGCCGGGCUUUCCUCCUCCUUCCCCUUGAAGCCGGAGGCAAACAGAAGCUUCCCUGGUUCAAUUUCUCGGUUCCCGAAUCCUUUGCUACCUCAGUCCUCCAACUCCGUCAUCUUCCAAAAUCCACUUUCGGCCGUUUCUUCUGUAAUAGAUUCCUCGAAGAAGGGGAAAGGAAAACCUCCCAACAUUAGCGUGUCUGAAAGCAAACCGAAUGCUGCAGAAGAGCCUUUCUUCAAACACAAGUGUAAAUUCUGCGGCAAAGUCUUCGGCAAUGACAGUGCCCUGCAGAUUCACCUCCGUUCCCACACUGGUGAAAGACCCUACAAGUGUAAUAUUUGCGGUAACCGCUUUACAACCAAAGGAAACCUUAAAGUGCAUUUUCAGCGUCACAAAGACAAAUACCCGCACAUAAAGAUGAAUCCUUAUCCGGUUCCUGAGCACCUGGACAAUGUUCCCACUAGCAGUGGCAUCCCCUAUGGGAUGUCUGUACCGCUGGACGAGUCUAACCUAAUUGUGGAUAGUAAGCCUCUCCUUACAACCCUGCCUACCUCUGUGGCUACCAGUGUUCCUCAGAACGUCUCCAAUCUAGCAGGCAUCAAGGAGUCUGUCACUGGUACGUUCUCAAGUGACCUGCCAUCAAGGCCUUCUCCAGAAAGCGAAGGUGGCUCUUCCUCAUCGGGGGCAGUUGGUCAUGAGUCUGGCACAGAACAGAGCUUGAAUUCACCACAAGCAACCUGCAGCGUGAGCAUCUUCCAUGUAAGCGGGUCAAAUGAGCAAGGUUCGGAGACAUCAAAGCUUCAGCAACUGGUUGAAAACAUUGAUAAAUCUACUGCUGACCCCAAUGAGUGCCUGAUCUGCCACAGAGUGCUGAGCUGCCAGAGUUCACUCAAAAUGCAUUAUCGUACUCACACCGGAGAGAGGCCGUUCAAGUGUAAAAUCUGUGGCCGUGCCUUCUCCACUAAAGGAAACCUUAAAACUCAUUAUGGUGUCCACCGGGCCAAUACCCCUUUGAAGAUGCAGCAUUCAUGUCCUAUUUGCCAGAAGAAGUUUACAAACGCAGUUGUGUUGCAGCAGCAUAUCCGCAUGCAUAUGGGGGGACAAAUACCUAACACACCAAUGCCAGAAAACGCCUGCGACAGUGCUGACGUGGAUCCUGCAGUGGCUGAGAAGAACGGAGACGUCAGCCGCCCAGAUGAGAACGUGGAAAGCAUAGAGAUGGAAGAGGACCUGGACUCUCAGGAUGGCCCGAGGAGUUCUUCAAAGCCUCCUACUCCGUACGAUGCACAAUCAGAUUCCCCGGCCACGGCAGCUGGUUUCUCUGGGAUCGCAGCACUGGAGAAUCAAAUGAAAAUUGUAAACUCUACCUUGAACUUGCAGCGGCAAAGUAGCUUGAAGUCUAGUGACAACGGCUCAGCAGAAAGCGAUGGCAUGACAAACGAUUCUUCCUCUGUGGCGGGAGACCCAGAUUAUCAGAAUGGCAGGAGUCCUGCUGCCUCUGAGUCCGCAUCCCUCCACGCCCUGUCCCCAGCCAACAGCCAAGCUGAGAGCGUGAGGUCAAAGUCACCUAGCUUCAACAAUCAAGAAGAUGCAGGUGUGGGAAAUAAAGCGGAGGGUCCUGACAACACAUCUGCAGAAAUGGAAGGGGUUGGUGCUUUGGAUUUAACAUAUGGCAAUAUUGGUCGAAAGGUCAUUAAAGAAGAACCUGGCUUACACUUUGCCAAUGGAGAAUAUGGUCGAAAUAGUAUUCCAGCUGCUUUUGUUAGAGCCCCACCAGCCCUCAUAAAAAUGGAAAUACCCAGCGAGCGUCCCAUUAGCACUAGCCAUUUCAUUGGCCCACCGGCUCUCUCGCCUGGUGUUGCCCCGCUCCUCGUGCCACGACCGAAAUUCUGCCGUCCGGCCAAACAGCACAUCUGCACUACGUGUGGGAAGAACUUCUCCUCCGCGAGCGCCCUUCAGAUUCACGAACGGACCCACACUGGUGAAAAGCCGUUUGCCUGCACCAUCUGUGGGAGAGCCUUCACAACAAAAGGAAACCUGAAGGUCCAUGUAGGAACUCACAUGUGGAAUAACUCUGCCAGGCGCGGAAGAAGGCUCUCAAUUGAUAAUCCCAUGGCUCUGCUGGGCAAUGAUCCCAAGAAGAUGUAGUGUCUAUUUUUCUAUUAAUGACCACUGUAAUGAACUGAGAUUCAAGCAGAUGCUUCCAUGCACUAUCUGAAACCAAAACCUGAUGUAUUAGUGGAAGCACCUGAAGACUUACUGGACUUACCUUUCACUAUUCCUCUAAUGUCUGCUGGAACUGUAUGUGUAAUGGAAUCUAAACUAGAUUGGAAACUAAGUGUUUGGUAUGAAAGGACUGAAUGAUGGAGAAAAGUCUGAUUUUUGACUGCAGGAAGUCUUCAAGUCCAGUCUCCGUUGUGGAAGGCCCCAAAAAUGCAUAUUACCAAAAGUUUGUGUAAUGUUGUUGCACCUGAUUCUUGCUUAUGAUCUCUGUAUGCCGAGUUGUGCCUUUCCUGCUGGACUUGUAAGUAAGAACAUACCAGUACCUGUUUACACUGUAAAAUGGAUAUUGUUACAUAGAACAUGCAAAAGGCAUCCCAAUUGUCAAGUUUCUGCAUUGUGAAUGUAUGACUUUUAAGAACUCUGUAGUUUUGAGUAUCUACUGAUGCGUUUCUGUUGACAUUUUGAGAAUAAAUUUUUUGGGAUGGCUUUUUC
Messenger RNA from Struthio camelus australis, 3510 nucleotides. NCBI's taxonomy places the organism in Eukaryota, Metazoa, Chordata, Aves, Struthioniformes, Struthionidae. The record is from RefSeq and is a predicted model, not a curated record.